Labrus bergylta (ballan wrasse) is the source of this 2741-nucleotide messenger RNA. RefSeq names its product pipecolic acid oxidase (gene pipox). The record is from RefSeq and is a predicted model, not a curated record. Gene Ontology annotation, molecular function: sarcosine oxidase activity; flavin adenine dinucleotide binding; L-pipecolate oxidase activity. Gene Ontology annotation, cellular component: peroxisome. NCBI's taxonomy places the organism in Eukaryota, Metazoa, Chordata, Actinopteri, Labriformes, Labridae.
CUCCUCCACCGCUUGUGUGUGGGCGUUUCUCUCCGCUUAUUGACAUGUAGUAAUAUGGUUGUGCACACUGAUCUUGCAGCUAAAGAUAGUGACGAUGUCUGCGGAGGCGGUGUAUGACUGCAUAGUGAUCGGGGCCGGGGUGCAGGGCUCGUUCACGGCCUACCAGCUGGCCAAGAAGGGCAAGAAGACCCUGCUGCUGGAGCAGUUCGUGCUGCCCCACACCCGGGGCAGCUCCCAUGGCCAGACCCGCAUCAUUCGCAAAGCCUAUGACGAGGACUUCUACGCCCACAUGCUGGACGAGUGCUACGAGCUGUGGGCUCAGCUGGAGAAGGAGGCGGGCGUCAGACUGUAUAGACAAACAGGUCUCCUGGUGAUAGGACCAGAGAACAGUCGAUAUUAUGAACUGGUGAAGACCACCCUGAAGAAGAACAAGGUUCCCAUGGUGGUCCUGACCAGGGACAACUUCAGCCAGCACAUCCCCCACGUCAUCCUGGAUGAGGGUCACGGAGCGGUGGUGGAAGUGCCUGCUGGAAUUCUGUAUGCUGACCGUGCACUCAAGACUGCACAGGGGCAGUUUCAGAAGUUGGGUGGGGUCAUAAGAGAUAAGGAGAUGGUGACGGACAUCAAGCCUGGUCCCGUGGUAACCGUUGUUACCUCCUCUGGUGCUUAUCAAGCUAAGAGUGUGGUGAUCACUGCUGGACCCUGGGCUAACAGACUGCUGGCCCACACUGGCUUGGAGCUGCCACUAGAGGUUGCAAAGAUCAACGUGUGCUACUGGAAGGAAAAGGUUCCCGGGUCGUACGACAUAGAGAAGCGUUUCCCCUGCUUCAUACAGACGGAGUGUAAGGAGUCUAAGGAGCACAUCUACGGCCUCCCGUCCAACGAGUACCCCGGCUUGAUGAAGAUCUGCUACCAUGCAGGCAGCGUGGUAGACCCGGACCACAGAGACCAGCAGACAGACCGGUCUGACAUCGACAUCCUGCAGCGCUACGUCGCCCGCUGUCUACCCGGCCUGGAGCCCAAACCUGCUGUGGUGGAGAGCUGCCUGUACACACUAACACCUGACCGUCACUUUGUGCUCGACUGCCAUCCUACCUACAGCAACAUUGUGAUUGGAGCCGGAUUCUCAGGUCACGGCUUCAAGUUUGGACCAAUCAUUGGCAAGCUCCUGAGUGAACUCAGCCUGGGUGAGGUGCCCUCUUAUGACCUCUCCCCUUUCAGAAUCAGGCGCUUCCAUGGAAACACCAAGUCGGCCUUAUAGAUCCAGGACCGGAUUCAGUGACAUCAUCAGAUCCUCAUGAAGUCUUAAUUAAAUCUAACUGUAGCUUGAUUUGUCAUUCAGGGCUUGACAUUAACUUUUUGUGGCUAGUGGUUUUCUAAAGUUAAGAGCCUCAAUUUUGGUGUUGAGAAACGUGUGUGUUUGUGCACAUUUGAUGCACACCAGCUAUCAUUAAACAUUAAUACAUCCAAUAUGACCCUGAGCUCCUUGUUGCAUACGAAGAAACAUACAAUGUAAUUAAUCAACGUUCUUUGGGGUCUUACUUUUUCCCCUCACUUCUGUUUUGGGACAAUCAGAAGAGACUGGGUUAAUCUGAAUGCUCUGACAUUUCUCCUCUCGCUGUCAUGGAGUGCGUAGAGAGAGAGACUGAAUCGAGGAGAGCUGAGGGAGAGGAAAUAGGAAGAUAAUCGGGGGGGGAAAUAGUGGUUGGGUCUACAGCAGGAGAAAGAGUUAAAAAUAGAGAGGCUCCUGCCCAGAUUGGCAGUGUUGGCAGGUCUGCAGAUGUCAUUUGAGACAACUGCAAUUUAAACAUACAUAUGUAUACAAUUCAACCAGCCAAAAUUUCUAGUCGCAGUGACUGUUACAACUCACUGUUGAAAUAAACCUGCAUAGGCAGGUAAUCAAGGAUUAAUGUCAAGCCCUGUUGUCUUUUUAAUUUAGCACUUCGUUGUUUUAUCUGAUGCUUUAUUUGACGUUUUCAGCAUUAUCUACACUCAGUUUUGAGUCUUUAUUGGAGACACAAUACAGUGAAAAAAGUCAGAAAAUCGUGGAGAGAGACAGUGGGAUGACAAUGGGGUGCACAAACUAACCACUCGUCCACUGGUGCCCAAGUUAUUUGAUAUUUUUAAGGCAAAUAUAUCGGAUAUCUAUCCAGAGUUGUGUUUUCACAAUACCAGAAUUUUUAACUUCAGUAUGAAACGAGUGAAUAUUCACUGUGAUCAAUACCUGUUUUGAAACCAGGGUAACAAAAAUAGUAGUAGGCACCCAGUUAAUAUUGGUAAUGUCUUGGUUUUAUCUUUCUAAAAAAAAGUAGUCAAGCACUACACACUGUCCAAAUUGAACAAACACAGGUGCAACCUUUCAGUACUGAAAGGUUACCCACCUAUUUGUGCAUUUUAGACGGUCCACUCUUUUUUUUGCUUGUGGCAGCUCUGGUCAAAACUUCUCAAGAUCUGACGUUUUCUAUUAAAGUUCUGUUACUUUUCAAUACAAUCACUCAUCGAAAUGACAGAUUUUAUCUUUUUAAAACAUGUCGUAUUGGAAAGUAUUGAAAAGUUUGACAUUAUUCCAGCCUUCAGAUCAUUCAUUUAGUACAAUAAUUCAUAACUCUGUCAAAUAUAGCAAACAAUGAUGAACUUGUGAUUGGUAUGCAUGUAGAUUUAAACUGUUUCCUAAUUUGUGCCAAAAUAAAGUAAUAUAGUGUUGCAUUAUGUAUCUUAAAUAAAGAUAUUUCACAUUAUUA